GAGAAGAUGGCGGCCAAAGGCGGCGGCCGGAACGGGCUGCUCGACAAGUGGAAGAUUGAUGACAAGCCAGUAAAAAUUGACAAAUGGGACGGUUCAGCUGUGAAAAACUCUCUAGAUGAUUCUGCCAAAAAGGUUCUCCUGGAGAAGUACAAGUACGUGGAGAACUUCCGWCUGAUCGACGGCCGCCUCCUCAUCUGCACCAUCUCGUGUCUCUUCGCAAUCGUAGCUUUGAUUUGGGACUACCUGCACCCCUUCCCCGAAUCCAAACCUGUCCUUGCUUUUUGUGUUGUAUCGUAUUUUGUGAUGAUGGGGAUCCUCACCGUUUACACCUCGUACAAAGAGAAGAGCAUUUUCCUCGUGGCCCACCGCAAGGAUCCCACGGGCAUGGACCCCGACGACGUGUGGCAGCUCUCGUCCAGCCUCAAACGGUUCGACGACAAGUACACGCUGAAGGUGACGUUCAUCAGCGGCCGGAGCCGGCAGCGGCGCGAGGCCGAGUUCACGCGCUCCGUCGCCAAGUUCUUCGACGCCAACGGCACCCUCGUCAUGGAGGCCUACGAGCCCGAGGUGUCGCGCCUGCACGACAGCCUGGCCCUGGAGCGCAAGACCAAAUGAGCGGCGUUAAUUAACGCUAAUAAAGCGCCCAAAGGGGCGGA
Messenger RNA from Nothoprocta perdicaria, 656 nucleotides. It is a transcript of the gene SPCS2, whose product is annotated as signal peptidase complex subunit 2. The transcript has 5 exons. The record is from RefSeq and is a predicted model, not a curated record. The coding region runs from base 7 to 615 and encodes 202 amino acids. Gene Ontology annotation, cellular component: membrane; signal peptidase complex. Lineage: Eukaryota; Metazoa; Chordata; Aves; Tinamiformes; Tinamidae. Gene Ontology annotation, biological process: protein targeting to ER.